Molecule: messenger RNA, 2802 nt
Organism: Rodentolepis nana
Lineage: Eukaryota; Metazoa; Platyhelminthes; Cestoda; Cyclophyllidea; Hymenolepididae
Source: the annotation of a GenBank genome assembly
AUGUUUUGGAGACUUGCUCGUCCGUUAAUUCAAACAUGUCAAUUUGCAAGAUUUUCUAAAUCUACUGGGGAUGACCCUUCUGAAGCUAUAAAGGGCUCCCCUCCACCAACUCCCCCAAAUGAUGGCCCAGAUUAUCCACCCCAACAUCCAUUUGCCCUCUCCACUCAGAAUAUUCCUGAAAACUUUCCCUGCGUCCCUGUCAUUCCAAUAAGUGGGCCGCCGCUCUUUCCUAAGUUUGUCAAAAUGCUUGAAAUCACUGAUAAAAAUUUAAUGGAUCUUAUUCGUCGGAAAAUGAAACUAAACAUGCCUUAUGCUGGCGUUUUUAUGAAGAAGAACCCAAAUGAUACCUCUGAUGUCGUCAAAAGCCUGGACGAUCUUUAUCGUGUCGGAACUUUUGUUCAGAUUCCGGAGUGGGAUGAUUUGGGAACUAAAAUUAGAAUGCUUGUAAUUGGACACAGAAGAAUCCAAAUAGUUAAAUCUAUUCCUGAUACGAUUGAAGAAACUAACUCCGAAACCCCCUCGGUCGAUGACAGAUCACGAAACAAGCGUAACGGUUUAUUCAGGCGCGUUCGAAAAGCUGCUAAUGUGGACGUUUCGCCACCAGACAGCACAGAAAAUAUAGAAAGCGCCUCUUCGGAAAAGACUGUUUCCUCUUUUUCGGAUGCCUCAAGUUCUAGCGAAGAAAUGUUUUCUUCUCCACCUCCAACCUCAGAAGAUGUCCUCAUGGCUGAGACGAUCAAUAUCUACAAUGAGCCCUUUGAAAAUACUCAAGAGAUCAAAGCUCUUAGUGGAGAGAUUGUCAAGACUAUUCGUGACAUAAUUAAUCUCAAUCCAAUCUACCGGGAGAACGUCCUUGCUAUGUUGCAAGCUGGCCAACGUGUAGUGGACAACCCGGUCUAUCUUAGUGAUCUCGAACUUCAAGAGGUUCUGGAAGAAAUGCGUAUACCCGAACGUCUGCGUCUAUCACUGAACUUGGUUAAAAAGGAGCACGAAUUGGGCAGACUUCAACAACAAAUUGGUCGAGAGGUUGAGGAGAAGGUCAAGGCUCAACAUCGAAAAUACAUGCUGAUGGAACAAUUAAAGGUGAUUAAACGUGAGCUUGGCUUAGAAAAAGAUGACAAGGAAACUAUUAAUGAGAAAUUCCGAACUCGUCUUGCAGAUCUGAAGGUCCCUCAAUCGGUUAUGGAGGUUAUUGAAGAGGAACUUAAUAAACUCAGCGUCUUGGACAAUCAUUCCUCCGAAUUCAAUGUAACGCGAAACUACUUGGACUGGCUUACGAAUCUACCAUGGGGAAUUACGAGCGAAGAAAAUUUGGACUUAUCUCGCGCUAGGGUCGUGCUUGACGAAGAUCACUAUGGUCUAGACGAUGUGAAGAAGCGAAUUCUUGAAUUCAUUGCUAUCAGUCAACUUAAAGGAACUACUCAGGGAAAGAUUCUUUGCUUCUACGGCCCACCGGGCACUGGGAAGACCAGUAUUGCCAGAUCUAUUGCUCGAGCCCUCAAUCGAAAGUAUUUUCGAUUUUCGGUUGGUGGUAUGUCAGACGUCUCUGAAAUCAAAGGCCACCGUCGAACCUACGUUGGUGCAAUGCCCGGUAAAAUCAUCCAGUGUUUAAAGAAGACGCGCACUGAAAAUCCUCUUAUUCUUAUUGAUGAGAUAGACAAACUUGGCCGUGGUUGGCAAGGUGACCCUUCAUCUGCUCUCUUGGAGCUCCUUGACCCUGAACAAAAUGCUAACUUUUUGGAUCACUACCUUGAUGUGACUGUGGAUCUUUCUCGAGUGCUCUUCAUCACAACCGCCAAUCAGGUUGAAGCAAUAGCAGAACCUCUGAGAGAUCGUAUGGAGUUGAUCGAAGUCGCUGGUUAUGUGGCUGAAGAGAAAAUGGCUAUUGCUCAGCGCUACCUCCUUCCACAAGCCUCCAAAGCUUCUGGUCUUGAAGAUGGUCAGGUCGAAGUCACCGAUUGUGCUCUUCAUCGUCUAAUAAAGCAGUACUGCCGUGAAUCUGGUGUUCGUAAUCUCCAAAAGCACGUUGAGAAGGUUUUGCGUAAAGCAGCCUUCAAGGUGGUAAACGGAGAGGCUGAAACACCACUACGUGUGAAUGAGGACAAUUUAACCUCAUUCGUGGGGCAACCAAUUUGGACGACGGACAGACUGUAUCCGGCAGUCACCCCUCCUGGUGUUGUGAUGGGUCUCGCGUGGACUGCAAUGGGAGGCUCUGUGCUCUUCAUUGAAUGUAUCAAUAAAGAACCGGUGCCAACAAAGUCUGCUAAAAGGGAAAAAGGCGAUGAGGAGACUUUUAACAAAGGCAAUCUUCAAUUAACCGGUCACCUAGGCGACGUAAUGAAGGAGUCAGUAGCUAUCGCACAUACAUUCGCCGGCAACUUUGUCUCAUCAGACGAAACCAUCCGCAGUAGGUUGGAAAACGGUCCCGUCACCUCCUCUCAAGCUCACAAUUUCCUUUGGGAUGCCAAAAUCCAUCUUCAUGUACCCCAGGGAGCAACUCCCAAGGAUGGCCCUUCUGCUGGCAUUACAAUGGUAACAGCGUUGCUUAGUUUAGCUUGCAACCUCCCCGUGCGUCCUGAUCUGGCAAUGACAGGUGAAAUCAGUCUUACUGGUAAAGUACUCCCCGUCGGAGGAAUCAAAGAAAAAGUUAUCGCGGCUAAACGAGUUGGUGUGACUACUGUGAUCUUACCCGAGAUGAACAGGAAGGACUACGAUGAUUUGGCGGAUUUCAUUAAGUCAGAUCUUGAGGUUCAUUUUGUGAAUCACUAUUCGGAGGUGUUUCCAAUUGCUUUUCCUGCUUAA